Molecule: messenger RNA, 1224 nt
Organism: Malurus melanocephalus (red-backed fairy wren)
Lineage: Eukaryota; Metazoa; Chordata; Aves; Passeriformes; Maluridae
Product: folate receptor gamma-like
Exons: 6
Coding region: 1-945 (314 amino acids)
Cellular component (GO): external side of plasma membrane
Molecular function (GO): signaling receptor activity
Source: RefSeq, a predicted model, not a curated record
AUGGGACUCAUCAUGAUGGGACCAGCAGCAGAUGUUGGCCUUGUUCUCCCAGCAGUGGCACUGGUGCUGCUGAUGCUGCUGGCUGCCGAUGCCGUGGUGCCAGCCAAGGACUCCCUGAUGAACAUCUGCAUCGAUGCCAAGCACCACAAAAGCGARCCUGGCCCCGAGGGCAAGCUGCAUGAGCAGCGAGUGGCCAGCGCUGUGGUGCAGCGCUCCCRGCCCAGCCUGGCCCUUGCUCUGUCACAGUGCUCCCCCUGGAAGGACAAGGCCUGCUGCACAGCCAACACCAGCCUGGAAGCCCACAAGGACCAAUCCAACCUCUACAACUUCAACUGGAACCACUGCGGGGUGAUGCCACCCAAGUGCAAGCGCCACUUCAUCCAGGACAUGUGCUUGUACGAGUGCUCACCCAACCUGGGGCCCUGGAUUGACCAGGUUGACAGCAGCUGGCGUCGGGAGAGGAUUCUCCACGUGCCCCUCUGCAAGGAGGACUGCGAGGAGUGGUGGAAGGACUGCAAGGACUCCCUCACGUGCAAAGAGAACUGGCACAAGGGCUGGAACUGGGCGACAGGAACCAACCGCUGUCCCUGGGGCUCCAUGUGCAGACCCUUCAGCGAGGUUUUCCCCCGACCUAAGGACCUGUGCGAGAAGAUCUGGUCCAACUCCUACAAAUACAGCCCYGAGCAGCGGGGCAGCGGGCGCUGCAUCCAGAUGUGGUUUGACCCUGCCCACGGGAACCCCAACGUGGCUGUGGCAAAAUAUUAUGCUUGGAAAAAGAGAUCCUCCCCUACCCAGGGGGACAACGUGGCUCCUGAGAGUGACCAAGCUGUGUGUGCUCUGUUCUGCUCUGUCCUGCUCCUGCUGCCCCUGGCCCUCACACUGCUCUCUGAGGUGGCUGGGGGCUGUGGGGUCCCAAGGAUGGGUGUCCCUGCAGUGGCCCUGUGAUGGGGCAUGGCCUGGACUGCUCCAGCUGACCCACGGGAGGAGCUGGCCCCACUCCAGUGUCUGUCUUGGUGCUCAGCACAAGUUGUGCUCUGGGACCUCUUGUGGCUGCUGCCCAGGACAGGGAUUGUCUUGCCGUUAWGGGGAGGGUGAUACAAUCUCUGCUCUGAUGUGGGAGCUCCUGCACAUCUGUUCCCACCCCGUGGCUGUGUGCUGGCUUGGCUGAGCUCUGGUGUCUGGUCCUUUGGGCUGAUGUGACUCCCUGAAGGGUGGGUUUGAUAA